AUGGCAUAUCUUGCGUUGCUGUGCACGCCGUACCAUGAACUCGGUACCUGCUACCUAACACUGCAAGUAGUGCUGCCUACCGUCGGAGCUGAGCCUACCUGCGCUGAGCCAAAACUGAUCACGCACCUCUGCACUCUGCACAGGGCUCGAGUGCGGUUGGGAAGGCUCGCUUCGUCCUCCAUUCCCUCGUCUUGGCCCCCCUCCAUCAUUUCAUUUCUCGGCGGCCAGCGCACUCGGCCUCUCGUCACCUCUCCUUCGACCAACCAUUCUUCACCUGCCAGCCCUUCCUUCUCAUGCUCCGUCUUGGCUCCGAUCCUCCAUCGCCCGCACGCUGACGGGAACACACGCUCUCUCUGCAAAGAAUACCUGGCGACGAGGUCAUCGGUCGGCGUUCCAGGCGCGUCGUGCUACCAAGAAAAGGCCGCCGCCCUUGCUGUUGCCGGUCCGCCAUUCGCCACCACCGCAAUUGCCUUCGUGGCCAGUCUCGGGUCGCGCCGCGGGCCUGUCUACCCUGCCUGCCCUCGGCCUGCCCUGCCUCCCUGGUCCCCUUCGAGCACACCUAAACUACAGUAUUAUUAUUACCUAGUCAUCGGCGGCCGCACAGGGUUCCCCAAUCGGCUACGAGCACGGACAAAGCAAUUCGUCGGCGGCGCGCACAAACGGAUGUCGACGACGCGGCCGAUACCUGACGACACCAUCCAUCACCGAGACGUGUCGGCUUCGUUCGUCCCCCCGCCCUCCCGCGUCGUCGCUCGCCUCCUCGGCCGAAAACCGCCCAAGAUUCCGCCUCCAAACCCAUCCCGUCUCCCCUCCAACAUUCCCCUGCGGACCCUACCGCCGCGCCCCGACGGCGAGGACGGAUCCUUCCUCCCCUUCCGCUCAGGCGACCUCCCGCAGCACCGUCGCCUGUCGACGGGCUCCGACUCUUCCUGGACCGACACGGGCGACAUCGGCGAGCAGCCGUCGGCCGAAGAGGACCUCGUACGCCUUCAGCUGCCCGACGAGCUCGAGGAGGAGCUGCUGGCCGGCAUCCAGAAGCGAACGCCGCGGCACGGCAAAAAGGUGCGCAUCUACGAACCCUCGCCGCAACGAUACGGGCGACCGCGCUCCCGCCUCGGCGCCCGCAUCCUCGACAAAGAGGCCAUCGACGUUCCCGACACGGCCGGCCGUUUGCGUCCCUCGCGGGCUGAUCGUUGCAUCGGCGCCAUCAUGUCGGGACACUCGGGUUCCAUCCAUGGCCUCACCGGCAAGGCCCUCCUCUACUUCACCAGCAUAUUCGUCUCCCUCGGCGUCUUUCUCUUCGGCUACGAUCAAGGCGUCAUGUCGGGCAUCAUCACCGGCCCCUACUUCAUCGAUUACUUUCACCAACCGUCCAAGGCCGAGGUCGGAACCAUGGUGGCCAUCCUCGAGGUGGGCGCCUUCGUGGCCUCGCUCGUCGUCGGCCGUCUCGGGGACAUCAUCGGCCGCCGUCGCACGAUCCUCUACGGAUCGUGCAUCUUCUUCGUCGGCGGCGCCCUGCAGACGCUCGCCACCUCGAUGGCCAUGAUGAUGUUCGGCCGCAUCAUCGCCGGUCUCGGCGUCGGCAUGCUGUCCACCAUCGUCCCCGUCUACCAGUCGGAAAUCUCGCCGCCGCACAAUCGCGGGAAGCUGGCCUGCAUCGAGUUUUCCGGCAACAUCAUCGGCUACACGUCCUCCGUCUGGGUCGACUACGGCUGCGGCUUCAUCGAGAGCAACAUGUCGUGGCGCAUUCCCUUGAUGAUGCAGUGCGUCAUGGGCGCCCUUUUGGCCCUCGGAAGCCUCGUCAUCGUCGAGUCCCCGAGAUGGCUUCUGGACAAUGAUCACGACGAGGAGGGAAUGGUCGUCAUCGCCAACCUCUACGGCGGCGGCGACAUCCACAACACCGAGGCGCGCGACGAGUAUCGCGAGAUCAAGAUGAACGUGCUCCUGGAGCGCCAGGAGGGCGAGCGGACCUACGGCGACAUGUUCCGCCGCUACCGCACGCGCGUCUUCAUCGCCAUGUCGGCCCAGGCGCUGGCCCAGCUCAACGGCAUCAACGUCAUCUCCUACUACGCGCCCUACGUCUUCGAGUCGGCCGGCUGGGUCGGCCACGACGCCGUGCUCAUGACGGGCCUCAACGGCAUCACCUACUUCCUCUCGACCAUUCCUCCCUGGUAUCUCGUCGACCGCUGGGGCCGACGACCGAUCCUGCUCUCGGGCGCCGUCGCCAUGGCCAUCUCGCUGUCGUUCAUCUCGUACUUUAUAUACCUCGACAUCGCCUGGACCCCGCGCAUGGUCGUCCUCUUCGUCAUGAUUUACAACGCCGCCUUCGGCUACUCGUGGGGGCCCGUCCCUUGGCUCUACCCUCCCGAGAUCCUGCCGCUCAGCAUUCGAUCCAAGGGGGCGAGCCUGUCGACGGCGACCAACUGGGCGGCCAACUGGCUCGUCGGCGAGAUGACGCCCAUCCUGCAGGAGUUGAUCAAGUGGCGCCUGUACCUCGUGCACGCGUUCUUCUGCGUCGCCAGUUUUGUCAUUGUGUACUUCCUCUACCCCGAGACGUGCGGCAUUCGCCUCGAGGAGAUGGACUCGAUAUUCGGCGACGCCAGCACCGCCGCGGGGACGCCCUCGAUUCGCGCCGAGACGGGCUCUCUCAUGAGGGGCGGGUCCCCCGUCGGGUCCGGCCGCGGUGCGGGGCCGUCCAAUUCGAUGCCAGGCCUGUCGCUGGAGCACGACGGGGAGGUAGACGAAGAUCACAAGUCGCAGGCGCAAACCGGCGGCGGCGACGACAAGACCAUCGGAGGCUGGCUGUCGAGGGUGGCCGGCCGCGGUCGAGACGACGGCGCGAGCAGUUCUCAGGGCCGUUAUGCGCCACUUGGGCAACGAGAGGAAGGACGGCGCAACGACGACUGA
This is a messenger RNA of Drechmeria coniospora, 2907 nucleotides long. RefSeq lists its product as uncharacterized. Gene Ontology annotation, cellular component: membrane. The transcript is spliced from 7 exons. The record is from RefSeq and is a predicted model, not a curated record. Gene Ontology annotation, biological process: carbohydrate transport; transmembrane transport. Gene Ontology annotation, molecular function: carbohydrate:proton symporter activity. Bases 1 to 2907 code for a protein of 968 amino acids. NCBI's taxonomy places the organism in Eukaryota, Fungi, Ascomycota, Sordariomycetes, Hypocreales, Ophiocordycipitaceae.